This is a messenger RNA of Pangasianodon hypophthalmus (striped catfish), 3634 nucleotides long. It is a transcript of the gene ntn5, whose product is annotated as netrin 5. The record is from RefSeq and is a predicted model, not a curated record. Lineage: Eukaryota; Metazoa; Chordata; Actinopteri; Siluriformes; Pangasiidae. The transcript is spliced from 8 exons. Gene Ontology annotation, molecular function: protein binding. Bases 259 to 2868 code for a protein of 869 amino acids.
ACCCUCUGAGACGCAGGCGGAGCGGCAGCGCGGCACAUGUUUGGCGCUUCCAGAUCUGUGCUGUAAUUCCCUCUCUGUCCCUGCUCCCUGCUGCCAGCACUGCGGAUCAGCUCAGUGGCUCCAUGACGAGCUGUGUUCAAGAGCUAUGUUAAAGCUGGACAACAGUGCCAAAUCUCAGCAAUCUGUCAGACAGCAAGAGCUCCCUUUAGCAUGGGAAGACCUGCAUAGAGCACGGAAACUGACAGGCCUGAUGACAUCAUGCUCCAGUAUCACUCCCCUCCCUCCCUAGCCCUUUCUUUUCUCUUCUCCCUCUUUCUCAGUUUCUUCCCUCACUCAUUUCUCUCCCCCUCUCUUUCUCAAUCCCCCCUUCGCUGGAGCUCACCUCAUGACCCCUGCUACCACCAGGAUGGGCGUGCACGCCACUGCCUGUCCGAUUUUAUUAACGCUGCCUACGGUGUGCCUGUACGGGCUGAAGACCUGAGUCAAGGGACCGAGAGAAACAUCAGCACCCUGACUGACCUCCACAAUCCCCAUAAUCUGACCUGCUGGAAAGCUUCAGAAGGUUCAGUCACUGGGGAUUGGACCUUUACCAUUCCCCUAGGCAGACGCUUUGAGGUCACAUACAUCAGCUUACAAUUCUGCCAGCAGGUGGAGCCCACUGAACCUUUCUCCAUUUCUAUCCUAAAGUCAAUGGACUACGGACGCAGCUGGCGUCCCCUGCAGUUCUACUCCAGCGACUGCAUGGGGAGAUUCGGCCUUCCUGCUCAGUCUGUUGCUCUUAGCAGACACCAGGAGACUGAGUCUCUGUGCUCGGAUCCAAGGCCUUUCCAGAAACACCGUGGUGGGGUUGUUUUGGCUUUUUCCACUCUAGAUGGACGGCCUUCCUCCUCUGAUUUCGAAUACAGUCCUGGCCUCCAGGACUGGGUGACUGCCACUGAUAUCAGGAUAGUGUUUCAUCAAUCACAGGGUAAAUCAGUCAAGCACGACAAGAAGCCAGAUGAAGUGGGUGAGGUUCUGAAAUGGCCAGCAAGGUCAUUUGAUGAAGCGACUCAAAGUAAAAAGCAAAGAGCAGAGAAUGCAUGGACUAAAGCUACUGAAAUAAGGACAAACAGAAAAGGGGAAAAACUAGAAAAAUCAUCAAGAAGAAACCGCAACAAGAGUUCCUCACAAGAAACUGGACACAAUGUGACCCGCAAACAGACGGAGACUCAAGAAGGCAGAGGCAAAGGACGGGGCCAUAAGAAAGAUACACCUCGGUGGAAGCCAUGCCAGGAUGGCGUGUGUGAUUGGAUGAUAGAAAAUCAGGGGCAAAGCUCUAAGAGGAAGGAGUUGAGGAAGCGGAGAAACAAUGCAGGGCGUGAAGGGUCUCGUUCCAGAUUAAGAAAUAAGGUUGCCCAUCACCUCUCACCAUCCUCUCUCUCAACCCCGCCCGCACUUCGUCUUGCUCUCUCUGAUGUCCAGGUGGGCGGCAGGUGCAAAUGUAAUGGUCACGCAUCCCGAUGUCGGCGUGAUGACAAAGGUCAUGCAGUAUGUCAAUGUGAACAUCACACAGCUGGACCAGACUGCGAUGUCUGUGAGCCAUUUUAUUAUGAUCGCCCUUGGCAACGAGCCACGCCCACCCAGCCACACCCGUGCGUCCCAUGUCAGUGUAAUGGCCACUCCAAUAAGUGCAAGUUCAGUAUGACAGUGUUCCAGCAAUCUGGCCGGGUCAGUGGAGGAGUGUGUUUGAAGUGCAGACACCACACAACUGGACGCCAUUGUCAGUUGUGUCAGAAUGGAUACGCCCGUGACCACAGCAAGCCCCUCAACCAUCGCAAGGCCUGCCAACCAUGUCAGUGCCAUCCUCUAGGCGCAGUGGGCCACUGGUGUAAUCAGUCCACAGGCCAGUGUCUCUGCAGGGAGGGAGUUACAGGACAAAGAUGUAACCGCUGUGCUCCAGGAUACAAACACGGCCACUCGCCCCUCCGGCCCUGCAUUCGCAUCCCAGAAGCUGCUCCACCAACCCCAGUUUACCAGCCCCAAUAUAGCAUAGCUGAGGAGUGCCUCUCUUAUUGCCAGCCUUCUCAAGCCAAAGUCAAAAUGAAUUUAGAGACAUUCUGCCUCAAAGACUAUGUGCUAAAGGUUCAGGUUAGGGCUAAGGAGCGCUCUGGUCCCUGGUGGCAAUUCUCUGUGUGGGUGCAGUCUGUUUUCCGUGUUGGAUUGUCUCAAGUUAAAAGAGGUGUCCAUACCCUCUGGGUUCCUGAUCGUGAUGUCAGCUGCGGUUGCCCCACCCUCCAAGUGGGCAGGACCUUCCUCUUGAUUGGUGCGGAGGAAAACAGGAGGGGCUGGGCCCCAGGAGAGAGGCGACUGGUUGCCGAUCGCUCCACCAUGGCCCUACAGUGGCGAGAACACUGGAAUCCCAAACUGAGGGGAUUUCGUGGCCAGGACAAUAGGGGGAAAUGCCUUCCACAGACAAACUCCACAACACGGACACACUCCCACCUACACACACAUGAGGAAUACAUCCCACCACAUCUCGAGAAACUCCAGCCUGAGAGACUGCGUAUUCACCAUCAACUGGCUGUAAAGUCUGAAGAAACUGUCCACACACACUCACACAACAAUGCUCCCAGCACACAUGAAAAUAACACAGAUACGCCAGACAUAAAAAGACAGCUUGAUCAUGACAGAGACAAAUUCGAGAAUGAAGAUACGCAAAAUUUUUUGCAGGAAACACAGCAUCCUCUAUCUGAUGCACCAGCAAAAACUAGCCCAACUAAUGAGCCUCAGCAGCUCCACACAACGUGUUUGCCUACAUCAUCACCAGUGCUUUCUGUAACACAUGGACAGAAGGAAGAAAGCUCAACAGAAACAGAAAGUGCACAUUAAAUAACUAUGAUGGAGUUAGUUAUGCAGUGCACAAAGAAAUGUCAUGUUGUCAGUUUGGUUCUCCACUAGAAAGACCAUUACUACCCCGAUCCUAAACGCUGGAAGAAACCUUAAUACACAGGUAGUUUAGCAUAAAUAUAGUGAUCUUUGGCUGAUUUGUUGAGAACCAGGGUUGACAUUUGUAUUUUAAAGCAUUUGUUAGACAGAAAAGAUUUGGUGUGAUAUUUGAUUUUAUACCAAAGUGCUGUUGAAUUCUUGAACAUGUUUUGUCAGAUGGUGUUCAUUCAUUUUAUAUAAGAGCAGCUCUGACAAUAGUGCCAUCAUUAAUUCAAAUCACAGGUUUAUAUUCAUGUGCUUGUUCUAAAACAUUAUUGUUUCACAGCACAGGGACUUGUAUGGCAGUUGUUUCAAAUAAUCUAGACCUAAUAAAAAAGUGCUGUUAUUUAACAAAGAAAAAUCUAUAAUUAGUGAUACGGUGGAGCUUUCAGUAAGGAGAGGUUAUUUAACAUUAAUGGAAGGAGACUCCAGUGUUAGUGCUGUUUUCCAUCAUGGGAAAGUCUUCAGCACAGAGAACUUUGUGCUUUCUGGGUUCUCACUAACAUGAUAAGCUGAGUUUUUUUUGUCUUAUUAACUUCAAGAGAAAGAAAAAAGAGAAGCUGAUGAGAGAAUGUCUGUUUAUAGCUGCUAUAAUGUAAGUGACAACAGGAAUUGACUUGUUUUGCAGAAGUUCCACAACAUCAAAUGUAAUAAAACGGAAAAGAUAAUA